Seminavis robusta is the source of this 1167-nucleotide messenger RNA. The record is from the annotation of a GenBank genome assembly. Lineage: Eukaryota; Bacillariophyta; Bacillariophyceae; Naviculales; Naviculaceae.
AUGGUUUGGCGUUCAUCAUCCAAGUCGAGGCCAUUGACCUCCUGGCCCGAUUCGGCCGAGAUCAAUGAUACUACGGCAGGGAAAAUCUCCACCGUUUUCCCAUUUGGAAUGUCGUAUAAAGAUAGAUGGCGUCCCGAAGAGGUUCAGGAGUGCAUUGCUAUGUGGGGAUUGAACAGAGAAGAACUUUCCAAGUUACUGGAAUUGAAGGAACGGGUGUCCGAUCGAAAGGACCACUGGGCCAAUGGUCCCUUUGAGUUGGUGCGAUUUGUCAGGGAGCAUACUUGUUAUGGAGAUGUGAAUAAGAUGGAACAGAGAGUCCGUCAAUCUACAGACUGGCGAGCCGAGAAUGGCUUGGAUGAAGUCUUGGAGACAUUUUGUCCACGAGUUGUGGUCUAUCGCUUCCCAGCAGCCGUUAUGCAGGGAGUGGACAAGGAAGGUGGAGUCGUGGCAGUCCUUCGCAAUGGAGAUCCACUAGGAUUGAUACAGAGGUUUGGAAGAGACGAAGUCAUCCGCAGUUUGUUUUGGGGAAUUGAAUUUGCCAUUCGAGGACCAUGGCAGCUGGAUUUCUACCAAAAGUAUCAUCAACGGCCAGGGAGAGUCACGGCCGUACUCGACCUCAAGGGAUUGAAUCGAAGGCACUAUCACCCUUCAUUGAUUCUCCUGGCACAGAAACUUAUGGACCCGUUAGAGGAAAACUACCCGCAUGUCAUCAAAAAGAUUCUCGUCGUCAAUGCACCGGCCAUUUUUGAUUUUGUGUGGGGUUUGGUAAAGCACCUCGUGGCGCCCCAUCUGCGAUUGCUAAUGGAAGUGGCCAAAGAAUCAGAGACACAAGAUCUACUGAGUCGCUACAUUGACUUAGAGGUAUUGCCAGAUUAUCUCGUGCCGGGAAUUGGGCAGGGAAAACCAGUGAGAGGGCUCAAUCCUGACUGGGUGAGUGAACUCUUGCCUCCCCAAUCCGAUCAUGACUCGGAACGGGUUCCUUUGGUGUAUGGACCCAAGAAAUCUGCUUCCAGCUACUAUACGACGACCUCCAUCGGUUCCUCCUGCAGUUUCGAGCAUAUGAAGAAAUCGUACCACAAUCCACGUCGUGUCAGGACUGUCACAAAGCCACUUUUCAAAGGAAUUUGGAAGCAAGGCUCAAUCAACACGGUGCAAAUCAUGACGUAG